Molecule: messenger RNA, 771 nt
Organism: Magnusiomyces paraingens
Lineage: Eukaryota; Fungi; Ascomycota; Dipodascomycetes; Dipodascales; Dipodascaceae
Exons: 1
Coding region: 1-771 (256 amino acids)
Source: RefSeq, a predicted model, not a curated record
AUGUCUCAUAAUCCUAUUCCUUCGCUUAAACUCAAAGACAAAGUAGCCAUUGUUACCGGUGGUGCCUCAGGAUUUGGUUUAGGCAUUGUGCACAAGUUUCUCGAAGAGGGAGCACAUGUUGUCAUUCUGGACCUGCCAUCUUCUUCAGGCUCUUCAAUUGAGUCUGAGUUAAAACCAAAUGUCAAGUUUGUUGCUGGUGAUGUUACAUCUUUGGAAGAUUGGCAACGGACACUUGCAGAAUCUUUAGCAACAUUUGGUCGCUUAGAUGUGGUGGUCAAUAAUGCUGGCGCAUGCUACACAAACAAGCCUACGCUAACAGUGACAUCGGCGGAAUUCGAUAAAGUCUUUAAUAUUAACGUCAAAGGUGUAUUCUUAUCAACGCAAGUUGUAUUACCACACUUUUUGAACUCUGGAGGUGGUUCAUUUAUCCAAAUCUCAUCUACAGCAGCUCUUCGACCACGUCCAAAUCUUACAUGGUACAAUGCCACGAAGGGGGCUGUUUCAAUUGCUUCAAAAUCUAUGGCAGUAGAAUACGGGCCUCAGAAUGUUCGUUUUAAUUGUAUCUGUCCAGUAGCUGGAGAUACACCGUUACUUAAAACCUUUAUGGGUGAAGAUACACCGGAGCGUCGUGCUCAGUUUAUUGCAACUAUUCCUCUUCAACGGUUUUCGCAACCUAGCGAUAUUGCAAAUGCGGUAGCCUUCCUUGCUAGUGAUGAUGCCAAGUUUAUAACUGGUGUAGAUCUUGAAGUGGACGGAGGAAGAUGCGUAUAA